AUGGAGUGUGGUGAUGAAAUGCAAAGGGAGAACAUCUUCCAUACUAGGUGCUUGGUGAAUGACAAGUUGUGUAGUGUGAUUGUAGAUGGUGGGAGUUGUUGUAAUGUGGACAAGUUGGGUUUGCCUACUACCACAUAUCCAAAACCAUAUGGCUUGCAAUGGUUGAAUGAUUGUGGGAAGUUGAGGUUUACAAAACAGGUGGUUGUGCCAUUCACCAUUGGCAAGUAUAAUGAUGAGGUACUUUGUGAUGUUGUGCCUAUGGUUGCUACGCAUCUUUUGUUGGGCCGUCCAUGGCAGUAUGAUAGAAGUGUUGUGCAUGAUGGUAGGAAGAACAGGUACACGGUCACUAAGGAAGGUCGAACAUACUCAUUGCUUCCUAUGACACCAGGUCAAGUGCAUGAAGAUCAAAUGAGGAUUCUUAGAUCCAUUGAAGAAAAGAAAGAAACUUGGAGAGAAAAACUUAGAGAGGCCGAGCUGGAUGAGAGUGAAAAGAAAGAGAAAAGAGAAACAAAAGAAAAGAAAAUGAGAACAAAUGAGAAAAAGGAAAGCUCGGGGCAAAAGGAGAGUGGAGAGAAAAGAAUGAGUUUGUAUGUGAAGGAAAGAGAAGUUAGAGAGGCUUUACAUUCAGGAAGACCUCUUUGUGUACUUAUGUACAAGGAGGUUAAUUUAUGUGUUACUGACCUUGAUUCACAUUUGCCUAGUGAUGCUUUGUCUCUUAUACAGGAAUAUGAAGAUGUCUUCCCGGAUGAGUUGCCACCAGGAGUGCCACCUAUCAGAGGGAUUGAGCACCAGAUUGACUUAGUACCUGGAGCACAAAUACCGAAUAGACCAGCAUACAGAACAAAUCCUAAAGAAACAAAGGAGUUACAAAGGCAAGUGGAGGAGCUUAUGGAGAAGGGCUAUGUUAGGGAGAGCAUGAGCCCAUGUGCUGUACCUGUGUUGCUAGUGCCUAAGAAGGAUGGGAGUUAUCGCAUGUGUGUGGAUUGCAGAACCAUCAAUAAAAUCACUGUAAAGUAUAGACACCCAAUCCCUCGCCUUGAUGAUAUGCUUGAUGAGUUGCAUGGUGCAAGUGUGUUUUCUAAGAUAGAUUUGAAAAGUGGUUACCACCAAAUAAGAAUGAAAAUUGGUGAUGAGUGGAAAACUGCUUUCAAAACUAAAUAUGGGUUGUAUGAAUGGAUGGUGAUGCCAUUUGGGCUCACAAAUGCUCCUAGCACUUUUAUGCGUUUAAUGAAUCAUGUGUUGAGGAAUUUCAUUGGAAAAUUUGUUGUUGUGUAUUUUGAUGAC
Hevea brasiliensis (rubber tree) is the source of this 1284-nucleotide messenger RNA. RefSeq lists its product as uncharacterized. The annotation marks the transcript as partial. The transcript has a single exon. NCBI's taxonomy places the organism in Eukaryota, Viridiplantae, Streptophyta, Magnoliopsida, Malpighiales, Euphorbiaceae. The record is from RefSeq and is a predicted model, not a curated record.